AUGGGCACGUUCAAGGGCCCAGUUCUACGUCUCUUUCAAUCCGCUGAUAUCAAUGUGGCCUCUCGAGAUGUCAACAUGGAGACACCUUUAGUUCUUGCUUUUGAGAGACGGAAUUUUCCGGCGGUGCAAGCCUUUUUGGACUUCAAAUCGGUGUCUAACAAAACCAAUCCUUUAAUCAUUGACCUUCUACCACAAGCCGUUCAAGUAUUGAAUGCCCAAGACUCUCAAUUUGCCCUCAAGAUCCUACAUUCAGCAGUGGUCAAUGACGAUGAGGCGCUAGUUGGCAUUUUUUGCAUCCAGUCCAGUCAAUAUCACUUCAGUGACAAUGGUGUGGAGUAUCAUUCACGCAGCAGCAAUCCGAGAACACCCUACCUCGAUGAUAAGACAACACUUAUGUAUGAUCCAUGCCAUGUGGUCGCCGAGGCUAGCGAUGAAUAUCUUACCAAGAUCUUCCUUUACUCUGGAAAGAUAAAUGCGAAGUCCCGUGACGGAUGUGGCUAG
Molecule: messenger RNA, 501 nt
Organism: Penicillium hordei
Lineage: Eukaryota; Fungi; Ascomycota; Eurotiomycetes; Eurotiales; Aspergillaceae
Exons: 2
Coding region: 1-501 (166 amino acids)
Source: RefSeq, a predicted model, not a curated record